UUCACACAUGUGAUUCACACCAGAGAAGAACAAUUUCACACCCUCCAAACUUGAUAGCUAACACCCCCUAAACUGGUUAUUCUAUGGAUUAGUUUUUCGUGGUUUUCAUUUGUCUCUGCGUUAUUUUGCUAAUAUUUAGCCAUUAUUUAGUUCACUUGUUAACUGUUUUGGGAAAUUGUUGAAUUGAUUAUUACUACUUAUUAAUUUGUUAAUUAAACAUGGAAGCCCGUAUUUCACAGUCCCAGACCCAAAACAAAAAGUGCCUGCUUUGUAAUUUGGAAUUUUCUUGUGUUUCGGCAAAGAAUAGACAUAUGAAAAAUCUUCAUAACCAAAUACCAAAUACAAAUGCUAGAAAAUCACAUAUUAUUUGCCCAUUGUGUACUGAAAAUGAAAUAGUUUGUGGAAGUUACAAUAUAUUGGAAGAACAUUUGAAGAUAAACCAUGGAAUAAAAUUGGAAAUAGAAACGCAUAACUUUGCUACAAGGGAAAGUUAUGAACAGUGGUUUGAAGAACAGAAGAUUAAGACAAAUUAUGUAUCCGCCAGAUCCAACAAAUUUAAUGAUUAUGUGGAAAAAUCUUACAAUUGUAAUCGCAGUAAUUCAGAAGGAUACAUCAGCAAAUGUUCUAAACGAACAGAGAAGGCUGGUGGUUCAAUAAAAAUAUAUGGAGUUUGCCCAUCUCAUUUAAAUAUUAAAAUCUGGCAGACAGGAGAGACUACAGUAAAAUUUUGGAAAUCACAUGUCGGUCAUGAAGAAGACAUCAGGAGUCAGCACUUAUCAGAGAUGGAAAAAAAACAAAUAGUUUCAAAAUUAUCUAGUGGUGUAACUGUAGAGAGAAUUAUUUCUGAUGCUAGAAAAAUGACAUCGGAGACUGAGAACCUUCAAAGGAUAAAUAUACUGAAUAGGAAAGAUGUGUCAUAUCUAAUGAAAAAACAUAAUAUAAUGAAGAACAAAUUAUUUUCGGAGAAUAAGUCAUCACACAUUAAAGGACAUAAAGAAGAAACUGAAAAUUUUGUUAGAGAGAAUGGAUCGGACAGCAAUGAUUUACUUACGAUAGAUGACACAGAGGACUACAAUUUGAGACAGCGGACAGAAAUUGCUAAUACUUUUAAAAACUUUAUACUAUCCUUAAAUGGUGAGGCUUUUGAAAGGGUUGUCCGAAAAUAUAGUUUAAUAAUGGAGCAAGAAAAUAAAUCAAGGAAAAUGGUCAAACAAGAAUUCAUUCCAAGAAAGCGAAAGAAGUAGAGUAUUGUUUAGGCACAGGUUUUUAGUAUAGCUUAGGAGACCUUUUCUAAUCUUCCAUGUUAAUGUAACCUUUCCCUAUAUCCAUCUUUUCCUCUCCUACUCAUCCCGGUGGAAAUGUUGUCGCCUCUACGUGGUCUCACUAGACAUACACUUUUGUAUGACCAAAUGACAACUUUAAAUUUGUAAAUUUUUACUUUUUAAUACACAUAUUUGGCAGUU
Sitophilus oryzae (rice weevil) is the source of this 1463-nucleotide messenger RNA. RefSeq lists its product as uncharacterized. Bases 219 to 1244 code for a protein of 341 amino acids. The record is from RefSeq and is a predicted model, not a curated record. NCBI's taxonomy places the organism in Eukaryota, Metazoa, Arthropoda, Insecta, Coleoptera, Curculionidae. The transcript is spliced from 4 exons.